Messenger RNA from Onychostruthus taczanowskii (white-rumped snowfinch), 723 nucleotides. RefSeq names its product ice-structuring glycoprotein-like. Lineage: Eukaryota; Metazoa; Chordata; Aves; Passeriformes; Passeridae. The transcript has a single exon. The annotation marks the transcript as partial. The record is from RefSeq and is a predicted model, not a curated record.
CCAGGUGUCCAAUGGGCCGAGUGUCCAUCUGUCCAGGUGUCCAUCAGCCCAAGUAUCCAUCUGUCAAUCAGCCCAGCUGUCCAUCACCCCAGCCGUCAAUCACCCCAGCUGUCCGUCUGUCCAUCCGUCGCCCCGGCGACGCCACGCAGGGCGUUGACCCUGCCGGGCGCCGGGCCGGCCGCGACGGUGACGGCGUUGACGUUGGCCAACACGCCCACCCCGCUGGGCGCCACGGGCAGGGCGUUGGCCCCGCCGAUGUUGGCCAACGUGUUGACCCCGUUGACCCCAUUGGUCGCUGCAGUGACCCCAGCGGCCACCACGCUGACCCCGUUGGGCGCCACGUUGACCCCGUUGACGCCGUUGGCCGCCGUGUUGACCCCGUUGGUCGCUGCAGUGACCCCAGCGGCCACCACGCUGACCCCGUUGGGCGCCACGUUGACGCUGGCCACCGCGCUGACCCCGUUGGCCAACGUGUUGACCCCACUGGCCGCGUUGACCCCGUUGGGUGCCGUGUUGACGCUGGCCACCGCGUUGACCCCGUUGGCCACGGCGUUGACCCCGUUGGGUGCCACAUUAACCCCACUGGGUGACACGUUGACCCCAUUGGCUGCUGCGUUGACAUUAGCCACUGCGUUGACCCCAUUGACCACCACGUUGACCCCGUUGGCCGUGUUGACCCCACUGGCCAACACAUUGACUCCAUUGGCCACCGCGUUGACCCUG